This is a messenger RNA of Dendrobium catenatum, 2103 nucleotides long. RefSeq names its product putative serine/threonine-protein kinase. Bases 421 to 1647 code for a protein of 408 amino acids. Gene Ontology annotation, molecular function: protein kinase activity; ATP binding. NCBI's taxonomy places the organism in Eukaryota, Viridiplantae, Streptophyta, Magnoliopsida, Asparagales, Orchidaceae. The record is from RefSeq and is a predicted model, not a curated record. The transcript is spliced from 7 exons. Gene Ontology annotation, biological process: protein phosphorylation.
GCGAAAAUGCAGGAUAUGAGCUGUGAUUAAUGCCAAAGCAUAAAAACAGAGUUUUUUUUUUGAUGGGGGACGCUCAGGAUAGACUUGUUCAUCUUCUCCCCAUUUCAUCCUCUAGGAAAGGAUCGUCGAGAUUUCAAGCUCCUUUUACCUAGUUUAUAUCGAUGGCCUUGGACGUGCCGGCAUUCCUUCUGUCUCCAUCUGGACCUGUUUCAAGCGCUCCGAAUUCCGACCCACAGAAAAAGAAAUAUAUGGAUGAAAAACUAAGCGAGGAGGGGUUACAGAAGGAAGGUAGAGUCGCUCAUUCUUGAACUUGGAGGGCAAAAGAAAGAUAGAAAUCAUUACAUUGUUUGACAAACGCUUGACGUUAUCUCCCCAUCACCAUCUGAAACAUCUUUUCCUGAGCUAAAUGCAAAAACGGAAAUGAAUGCAUCGUUGGCCUUUUUCCUAUGCAGUGUACUAGUUCUUCUUAUUGUGCUGGUUCUCUUUGCUGUUUUAUGGAAGCAUAGAAAGUGUAAAUUAACUAACAUAUGGAGAUCAAAAAAGUUCUCAACCAAUGGUCCUUCUGAUCUUCCAGAACAUUUUAGCAGUGAUCUUCGAACAAUCUAUCAUUUUGACUAUCACACUCUCAAAAGAGCAACAGGGAACUUCCAUCCAAGGAACCAACUUGGAAAAGGUGGCUUUGGACCAGUCUAUCAGGGAAGACUUGAUGAUGGAAGGAGAAUAGCUGUUAAGCAAUUGUGCAUUGGAGGAAAGUCUGGACAAGGAGAGUCUGAGUUUCUUGCAGAAGUGAGGAUGCUAACAAGCAUCCAGCACAAGAAUUUGGUUCGCCUCAUCGGUUGUUGCUCCGAGGGAUCACAGAGACUGGUUGUCUAUGAAUUCAUGAAGAACAGGAGCUUGGAUUGCUUAAUAUAUGAGAACAGUGAGAUAUUUCUCAGCUGGAAAAUCCGGUUUCAAAUCAUUGUUGGGAUAGCCAGGGGAUUACAGUAUCUGCAUGAGGAUUCAAACUUAAGGAUUGUACAUAGAGAUAUCAAGGCUAGCAAUAUUCUCUUGAAUGAUAAAUUUCAGCCUAAAAUCAGUGAUUUUGGGCUGGCAAGGUUAUUCCCAGAAGAUGAAGCAUAUCUCAGCGGACAAUUUGCAGGAACCCUAGGAUAUACCGCACCUGAAUAUGCUAUCAAAGGAGAACUAUCAGAAAAGGCUGACAUCUAUAGCUUUGGAGUUCUCACUCUGGAGAUCAUCUGUAGCAGGAAGAAUACUGACCUAACUCUACCAGCCAAAAUGCAAUAUCUCCCGGAAUAUGCUUGGAAGCUUUACGAGAGCUCGAUCGUGCUCGACCUGGUUGAUCCUAGACUAAAAGCAGAUAAAUUUGAGGAAGAUGAUGUCUUAUAUGUUUGUCAAGUGGCUCUAUUAUGUCUGCAGCCAUAUCCAAGCUUAAGACCAUCAAUGUCAGAAGUGGUUGCCAUGCUAACUAGCAAAACAAAGCAAAUUGCUUCUCCUGUGAAGCCGGCAUUUUUGGAUCGAAAGCGUGAAAUCGACAUGGACAUCACUUCACCAUUUUCUUGUGAGAUCGUUUCUGAAUUUUUUCCAUCACCUGCAAGUGAUUCUAUCAUUUUACCCCCAAAAUUGGAAGGAAAGUCUUCAUCAUCAUAGUUACAGGUUGUUGAAGCUCUUGUGAUCACUUCAAUCAUCAAGGGAUAUCAAAGUGAAAUGGUGAAUUAUCACACUUCACUUGAGUUUGGAGAGUGCCUUUUCUCCUGUGAUCGGCAUCAAUUCUUUUUUUUCAUUUUUGUUGUCAAUAAAGGAAGGUUAACGGCAACAGCCUUUCAAGCAUUCAAGCUUCGUUUCGGACAGCUUUCUUAUUGCUUUCUAUAGCAACUUUUUAGUACAAAAAUUUCUUGAAAAAACCGUGAUCAAAUUAGUCCCAAACGAAGCCUCAAUCAGUCGAAAUUGAAGAAGAAGAGUCAGAUGAGAAUGCUGGAAAUUGAGGCAGUCUUUUGCUCUGGAAUUUAUAUGGUUUUACUAAGGCCACUUGUAAAAUAUAUAUGACCUAUUGAAUAUUUUAUAAAGCGUUGUACAUAAGCACAUAUUAUGACGAUUCUUAUGUAA